AUGGAGUACCACGUGUUCAAGCACCCGUACAUAUUAAUAGAGGAUCUAACGGGAAAGUACAAGCCAUUCCACAGGGAGUACAGCGGAGAAAGCAAGGAAACAAUGAUUCCCGUGCUGGAGUUGGACUCUGCCCCCUCCCAGAAGAAGGCCCGCCCUGCAAAAAAGGCCGGCGUAUGCGAGCUCUGCGUGACCAAGUACAGCGACUACGAGGAGCACGUGCAACUGCCCAAACACGCCCAAGCAGAGAAAUCUCACAUUCACGGGUACAGCGAAAUAGACAUUAUCUCUGAGCUUCUGAAAAAGAAAAAGGAAAAGCGAGGGCCCAAGAAAAGGCUUUUCGCGUGGUAA
Molecule: messenger RNA, 348 nt
Organism: Nematocida major
Lineage: Eukaryota; Fungi; Microsporidia
Exons: 1
Coding region: 1-348 (115 amino acids)
Molecular function (GO): nucleic acid binding; zinc ion binding
Source: RefSeq, a predicted model, not a curated record